Salvia miltiorrhiza (redroot sage) is the source of this 1500-nucleotide messenger RNA. RefSeq names its product tyrosine--tRNA ligase 1, cytoplasmic-like. The transcript is spliced from 10 exons. Gene Ontology annotation, biological process: tRNA aminoacylation for protein translation. Bases 381 to 1304 code for a protein of 307 amino acids. Gene Ontology annotation, molecular function: ATP binding; tyrosine-tRNA ligase activity. NCBI's taxonomy places the organism in Eukaryota, Viridiplantae, Streptophyta, Magnoliopsida, Lamiales, Lamiaceae. The record is from RefSeq and is a predicted model, not a curated record.
UCUCGACGGAAAGCUUCAAGACUCCCUACCAUUCGGAAUUUCGGCGCUCCUCACAAACCCCUACAUUUUCAAUGGAGAACGAAGGAAGCAGCGGCAACAGCACUGAAGCCUCUCCAUCUCAACCGCUACAGUCUCUCUCCAUUUCGCCUCAACCGCAGUUGAGUUUGAAGGAGAGGUUCGAUUUAAUAAGGAGCAUCGCUGUGGGCAUGAUCUAGAAGUUUUAUGUUUUGGAUUAAACUGUAUUUAGGUUGAGUUUGAAGGAGAGGUUCGAUUUAAUAAGGAGCAUCGGCGAGGAGUGCAUACAGGAGGAUGAAUUGGAGAGAUUAUUGGCGAACAAGCCUCAGAUUGUCUGCUAUGAUGGAUUUGAACCAUCGGGCAGAAUGCAUAUUGCUCAGGGAGUUAUGAAGGCAAUUAAUGUCAAUAAACUGACUUCUGCCGGAUGCAUAGUGAAGAUAUGGAUUGCAGAUUGGUUUGCACAGCUGAACAACAAAAUGGGUGGUGACUUAAAAAAAAUUCAAGUGAUAUGGCAAUACCUGAUUGAGAUUUGGAAAGCUGUAGGAAUGAAUAUUCAAGGAGGUCAGGUAGAAUUUCUGUGGUCUUCUGAUGAGAUCAAUUCCCGUGCUCAUGAGUACUGGCCCCUUGUAAUGGACAUAGCCAGGAGAAAUAAGCUACCUAGGGUUCUGAGGUGCUGUCAAAUUAUGGGCCGCUCAGAGCAAGAUGAAUUGUCAGCUGCCCAGAUAUUCUAUCCAUGCAUGCAAUGUGCUGAUAUAUUCUUUCUUAAGGCUGACAUCUGCCAGUUGGGUAUGGAUCAACGCAAAGUGAAUAUGUUGGCUAGGGAGUAUUGUGAUGACAUCAAAAGAAAAAACAAGCCUAUUAUACUGUCUCAUCAUAUGCUCCCUGGUCUGCAGGAAGGACAGGAGAAGAUGUCAAAGAGCGACCCAUCUUCUUCUAUCUUCAUGGAGGAUGAAGAGGCUGAUGUAAAUUUGAAGAUAAAGAAAGCUUUCUGCCCCCCAAAAAUGGUCGAAAAGAACCCAUGCCUGGAGUACAUCAAAUACAUUGUUAUCCCAUGGUUCAAUGAGUUCACAGUUGAGCGAAAACCAGAGAAUGGGGGUGAUAAGACUUUCAAGAGUUUUGAAGAUUUAGUUGUUGACUACGAAAGUGGAGAGCUGCAUCCUGGUGAUCUCAAACCUGCUCUUGCAAAAGCACUAAACCGGAUACUGCAGCCAGUACGUGAUCACUUCAAUAACGAUCCUAAGGCUAAGGAGCUAGUGAAAAGGGUGAAGGGUUACAAGGUAACCAUAUGAUGUCUAAUGAAAGCAAAACUACAGACACUCUUCCGAUAGGAGCUUGCAAACUUUUGGUCUUAUUAUCACAAUAGCAAUGGUAUUUACUUUUUUGGGAUUGGUAUUACUUUUUGAUGUUGAGAGUCUUGUUAUUCCAGCAGAUAUAUUUAUUUGAGCACCUAUUUAUUUGAGUAGAAAUGUAGUAUUUACUGUAUUA